This is a messenger RNA of Plasmodium vinckei vinckei, 2814 nucleotides long. Its product is annotated as FAD-dependent monooxygenase, putative. Bases 1 to 2814 code for a protein of 937 amino acids. Lineage: Eukaryota; Apicomplexa; Aconoidasida; Haemosporida; Plasmodiidae. The transcript has a single exon. Gene Ontology annotation, molecular function: FAD binding. The record is from RefSeq and is a predicted model, not a curated record.
AUGAAAGUGAGAAGAACUUAUGCUUUAGUUGUAGGAGGGGGACCUACUGGAAUAACAACAAGUUUGUAUUUUCAAAAAUAUGGAAUACCUCAUAUAUUAGUUGAGAAGGAUAAAUGUAUCGAUAAAAUACCCAAAGCACAUUAUUAUAAUAAUCAAACAAUGGAAGUAUGGAGAGGGAUAUCUCAUUUAGAUAAAUGUAUUUCAAAUGAAACAGAAGAUUUAAAAUUAUGGAAAACAUUUCAAUAUGGUUUAAGUAUUAAAAAAGAUCAAAAAAUAUGUUCAUAUGAUAAUUUUUUUAAUAAAUAUAUAUAUAAUAGGGCAAGUCAAAAUGGGUAUACUGAUACAUACUAUGAAGAUAUAAGUCCAUCUAAAGUUGCACAUUUAUCUCAAUAUAAAUUAUUAGGUAUUUUAUACACAUAUUAUUUGAAUUAUAUAAAAUGUGAUAAUAAUAAAAAGAGAGGUUUUUUAAAAAAAAUAAAACUAAAAUUGUCUACACAUAAACUCUUUAAAAACAUUUUUUCAACUUCUGAUUUGUGUAACUUGUCCCAAGAUCAUAAAGAUAAUUCAAACAUAACAGAAAAUGAAAAAUGCUAUAAAAAUUUUUUUGACUAUGAUCCUUCUGAAUUAUUAAUAGGAUAUAAAUUUGUAAAUUUCAUGAAUAUAAAUGAAUUAAAUAAGAUAAAGGAAGGAGGGGAGAAAAUUGAAACAGAACAAAGUUACGAUGAUAAUUGUGAGCAUGAUAAAACAAAUAAACAAAACUUUAUAAUGACAUGUGUUAAAAAUUUAUAUAAUAAUGAAGAAGAAAUAAUUUUUAGUAAUUAUGUUAUUGUUUCUGAAGGAGGGAAAAGCGAAAUUAAAAUGAAAUUAAAUAUAAAUGAUGAAAAUAAAAAAGAUUAUAUGAAAUUUGUAAAUAUACAUUUUAGUUCUAUUUAUUUAAGUAAAUUAGUAAGAUAUAAUCCAUCUAUGUUAUAUUUUAUAUUUAAUAAAUAUAUAGGUGUUUUAGUAUGCCAUAAUUAUAAACAUGGGGAUUUUGUUCUGCAUAUACCAUAUAUAAUACAAAAAGAGUUAGAGAUAUAUAAUAACAAAACUAAAUGUCUGGAUAUAAUAAAUACAUUAGUUGGUUUUCAACUAAAUGAUAUCCAUAUAUAUAAUAUUUACAAGUGGACUAUGCACAGUUCAAUUGCUUCUACAUUUGUUGAUAAAAAAAGUAAAAGAAUUAUCCUUUUAGGUGAUUCUGCUCAUAAAUUACCUCCUUCAGGUGGGUUUGGAUUAAACUUAGGGGUUGGAGAUGCAUUAAAUAUAACAUGGAAAAUUAUUAGAAUUUUUAAAUUUGAAAAAGAUUCAUUUUUUGAAAAUAUUAAAAAUUUAAAUAUUUCUCAAGUAGAAAAAAGUGAUUAUAAAAGUUAUUUAAAAAAUGAGAUAAACAAAAAUAAUGAUUUUUAUAAUUUAUUAGAUAAAUAUAAAAAAGACAAAAUUGAUAAUUACAUUAAUUCAUAUAAUAUAGAAAGAAAAUUAGUAGCAUAUUACACCAUUUUUCAUGCAGUUAAAAAUUAUGAAAAAGGUAAUAAUAUAUCAAGUAUAUUAGGAUAUAAUCAUAGUCUGUUUGCAAAUAUUAUUGAAAAAAUUUCUAAUCAUUUUAUUCAAAAUUCAUUUUUAUUUUAUUCCUUAAUUAAUAAUGUUAAGCUUAUUUUACAUUUUAUUAAUACACUACCAUAUGUGUUUGAGUAUAAGCAAAUAAAAUCGGAAAACUGUUCUAAACAAAGGGGAAAUAUAUUAAACUUGUUAUACCCUGGCAUCGAUGCAUGUUAUUCUUAUAUUAACACUAUGAUCCCUCUUGAUGAAAAAAAGGUAGACAAUUGGAAUAAUGAAGAGGUAGUUAAAAAAAGGGAAGCAUAUGAAAAUUUUGAUAAUAGUGAUGUUUUAGAAAAAGUGCAAAAAAAAGAGGCCCCAAACAUGCAUAGAGAAGAAAUAGAUCAAUGUAAUUCUCAAAAUGUCAACAAAAUAAAUGACAAUAAUAAAACAAGCGAAGAAAAUUAUGAAAAUUCCAAUGAAAAGGAUACCAUUUUUAAUGUUCUUAAAAAAAGAAAGGAUAAGAUAGGGACAGAAUAUAGCAAGUUUAUUGAUGGUGAAAAUUAUGAUGGCCCUUUUUUAAAUUCUCAAAUUUUUGAAAAAAAAAAAGAUAAUAUACCAAGAUUAAAGGUUUGUGAAAAUAUUUAUGAAUAUAAAAUAAGUAGUGUAAAUGGUGCCAAAAUUCCUCAUUUUAAUCUUUACACAUUUGGAUAUAAUAAUAUAUAUAAAAUAUCAACAAUCGAUUUGCCAUUAUUUAAUAAUCCAUUCCUAUCAUUUUUAGUAAUAGUAUUUGAUAAGAUAUUUUUAAAUAAUUUGAUUGAUGAUAUUUUUUUUCAUAAGAUCGAUAAAGAUAAAUUUUCUUUUUGUUUUUGGGAUUCGGAUGUUAUAGUAUAUCAAAACGAAGAAAAUCAACAGAUCGAAUUUGUAGAAGAAUCGAAUUUUAAAAACUUAGAUAAUAAUAUAUAUGAUAGUAAAAUAAAUAUCAAUAAUAAUUUAUUCUCAAUAAAUAAUAAUGAAGAUAUUUUAGGAAAUAUUUCAAAAGUUAAAUAUAAAGAAAUAUCUCCAAAAGGUUACAAUGUUAAUUAUAUAUUUUCAGCAAAAAUAAUACAAGAAAUGUUUUUAAAUGUCCUUCAAUUAAAAUCAAAAAAUUCUUAUGUAAUUGUCAGACCUGACAAGCAUAUUAUAUCAGCUUCAAGCGAUAACUUAUUAGAUAAGUUAAUCCAAAUAAAUAAGCUGUACAUUUAA